This is a messenger RNA of Beauveria bassiana ARSEF 2860, 411 nucleotides long. RefSeq lists its product as uncharacterized. The transcript has 2 exons. The record is from RefSeq and is a predicted model, not a curated record. Bases 1 to 411 code for a protein of 136 amino acids. Gene Ontology annotation, cellular component: membrane. NCBI's taxonomy places the organism in Eukaryota, Fungi, Ascomycota, Sordariomycetes, Hypocreales, Cordycipitaceae.
AUGGAAGGCAUCUCCACCAUUGUCCACGCCGUUCUCGUGGUGUUUCUCAUCAUUGAGCUGGGCCUGACUGCCUACUUGGUUGACCGAUCCAACGGCAACGAGUCCCGCUUCAACUUCAUGCUUUUCAACUCUAUCUGGACUUUCGUCGUCGUCCUCUACACCGGCCUCGUCAAGCGCGUCUUCUCUGGCCUCUACCACGCCAUCGUCGGCCUGGCCCUUCUCGCCCUUACAGCCAUCUUUUGGUUUGCUGGCUCCAUCGCCAUCGCCGCCAAGAUCCCCGUUAACUGCCACGGCGUACACGACUGCCAGGUCGCUCAGGCUGCCACCGCCUUUGGCUUCUUCCUCUGGGCCAUCACGACGGGCCUCGCCGUCAUCGAGGGCCUCGGCUCGCGCGGCGGAGCGCGCGUGUAA